Molecule: messenger RNA, 1265 nt
Organism: Vanessa atalanta (red admiral)
Lineage: Eukaryota; Metazoa; Arthropoda; Insecta; Lepidoptera; Nymphalidae
Exons: 5
Coding region: 284-808 (174 amino acids)
Source: RefSeq, a predicted model, not a curated record
UCAGUAUCGCGCUAAACUCGUCAGUCGCUUACGGUCAGAUGAUCUCCGACUUGCGAGACUGCCGCGCGCUUUCGUUCCCGACUUCCCAACAUUCGUGCUUAUAAUCCAGUGCCUUAUUGACGUUUUACAUAAAAGGAAAACAUUUUGUGAUUCUACUGAAAUAGUGUAUGUGCAACGAUUUGGUUUAGAAGCUGAGAAACCAUGAAACGGUGAAACACUUUCACGAAGCCGAUGAAAUACUGUCAGCUAUUAUAAUUUACUGUAAGCGAAAACAAAGAUCAAAAUGAGAAGAUUACAGAAGUGCUGUUGUUGUGCGUCGACGCGGACCGGGACGAUUUUCACCGGCGUAUUAGGAAUUAUUCUCUCCAUCGCCACGAUUAUCACCGUGUGGGUUGCUAACAAGCAUAAUGUUUCCUACAGGACAUUUAUCUUCGCGGAGGACUUUGAUAAAAAGUUGUCAGAUAUGGAUAUUCCCAGGAUAAUAUUAACGGUCAACUUGUGUUUCACAAUUUUAAUAUGCGCACUACUCAUCGUGGCAGUUUUAAAGAGACGCUCUUGGUUGAUGCUGCCGUGGGUGGUGCUUGGUAUCGUGCUGGCGAUUGGAUUACUCAUAAGCGUCCUCCAUACUUCAAUUACCUACUACCUCGAUGAACAGGACCACGUCAUUUUAGCCACUUGCAUCCUAAUUGGCGGACUGAUAUAUUUGGGCAUAUACCUCUAUCUAUGGGCAGUUGUAUUUAGCCAUUAUCUAGAUGUUCGCGACGAAGAAGAACGGGGUCGAUACCGAAAAGCUCCAUACAAACGAUGAAAAAACCACUGAAAUAAAUCAUACAUUAUAAACUGUUAUAAGCGCCUUUAUAUGUCGUCAGUGAUAUUUAUCAACAUCUCACGUGAAAAAAAUAAUAUUAAGUUCAUUUUAAAUUAACAAAAUUGGUAAAAUUAUAUAGAUUGAAUGUUUGUUAAAAGUAUCGUGCAUAUAAAUUGACGACCAUAUUUUAAUAUAUUACAUUAAUUGCUUUAUAAUAAGUAAGAAAGGCUUUAUGUAAUAAACAAAUAAGAAACUGAAGAUUAUAUCAAUAUUAAUCGAUUGUGUGAAGUACAAAAAUAUAUAAAUAAUAUCAACGAAUAUCAACUUUAAUGAAUUAUUGUCUGAGAGUAUUCUUGUAAUUGCAAAGAUUGAAUAUUUUCUUUAUUUACCUUCAAAGACUGUAUGACACAAAAUAUAUGAUUUAUAUACAGACACAAUAAAUAAUAUAAUAUACAAU